AUGGCCGCGACGCCUUGGUCAGAGACGAUGCUGUUCUACCGGUGUGCCUGGCCAAGGAGAACCGAUGGUGGUAACAUCAUUGUGAACGUCGAAUUAAUGCCUCACGCUCGGGAUGCCGGAUGUAGAGAGAAGCUUUGGGCUGCUCAACUGAUACAGGCCCAUGCGUGCGAACAACGGCGACGGGCUUGGGCGCCGCGAAAUGCGAGCAGUGCACUUACUUUUUUCUGA
Molecule: messenger RNA, 228 nt
Organism: Alternaria burnsii
Lineage: Eukaryota; Fungi; Ascomycota; Dothideomycetes; Pleosporales; Pleosporaceae
Exons: 1
Coding region: 1-228 (75 amino acids)
Source: RefSeq, a predicted model, not a curated record